CUUCCUCCACCGCCGCUCAGAGGGGCCAAACCACUAAAGCGUUUGCACUGCUUGCGGCCGCCUCCCUGUCGGAGCACUUUUAGCCGGUGUGAGAGGCCUUCAGUCCCGCACCGCUUCCAGCCAGGCCUCCCCCCGCCACACGUUUCACUGAGCCCUAGUCAGAGCGAGCCGCUCUGUCCGCCCUGUCAGCAAGCUGGGCGCAGACAGUAUAGAAGGCCAGGCCGGUGGUCUCCCGCGGAGACUGCUCCACCUGUGUCCGGCCGGAAACAGAUGUGGUCCCAGCCUCCCAAUCUAGAUGUGACCGGGGGAGCACAGCCUUCCUGUUAUUAGUGUCAGCGCUCCUCCCUGUACUGUGUACCCGGCCGUGCUCAGCCCUCCGUACAUUGCACACAGCGCCCGACACUCAGCCCGCACUGCCCGUUGACACAACAUAGGCGGCUCCGGCACCAAGAUGUCCAACCGAGCGCUGUGCAGGGAUGCGAGCCACGCCGGGAGCUGGUACACCGCCUCAGGGCCCCAGCUGAGUGCGCAGUUGGAAGGUUGGCUGUCCCAGGCACAAACUUCAAAAAGACCUGCAAGAGCCAUUAUUGCACCUCAUGCUGGAUAUACCUACUGUGGAUCCUGUGCUGCUCAUGCCUACAAGCAAGUAGACCCUUCCAUUACGCGAAGAGUAUUCAUUCUCGGUCCUUCUCACCAUGUGGCUCUUUCUAGAUGUGCACUUUCCACUGUGGAUAUAUAUAGAACACCCCUCUAUGAUCUCCAUAUUGAUCAGAAAGUUUACGGAGAGUUGUGGAAGACUGGGAUGUUUGAGCGAAUGUCAAUGCAAACAGAUGAAGAUGAGCAUAGCAUUGAAAUGCAUCUACCUUACACUGCUAAAGCAAUGGAAAGCCAUAAGGAUGAGUUUACCAUUGUUCCUGUGUUGGUCGGAGCUCUUAGUGAAUCAAAGGAACAAGAAUUUGGAAAACUUUUUAGCAAAUAUUUAGCAGAUCCUUCAAAUCUUUUUGUAAUUUCUUCAGAUUUUUGCCACUGGGGUCAGCGAUUUCGUUAUACAUAUUAUGAUGAAUCUCAAGGAGAAAUAUAUAGAUCAAUUGAAAACUUAGACAGAAUGGGUAUGAGUAUUAUAGAACAACUAGAUCCUGUGCCAUUUAGUAAUUACUUGAAGAAGUAUCAUAAUACUAUAUGUGGAAGACACCCCAUUGGGGUGUUAUUAAACGCUGCAACAGAGCUCCGAAGGAAUGGAGUAAACAUGAGCUUCUCGUUUUUGAACUAUGCUCAAUCUAGCCAGUGCCGAAGCUGGCAGGACAGUUCAGUGAGUUAUGCUGCUGGAGCACUUGUGGUGCAUUGAAGCAAUGAGCUCUCAGGGAUGCCACCUCGAAACACAAUGUUGACACAACGUUUUCUUUUCUGUCCAUGGGGUCAUAGCCAAGCAGUUGCACAACGCUGCUCUGGGGAUUAAGAGGAAGCUCAACCCAGUUUGUAUCCCCCCCCCCCACACACACACACACACACACUUUUCCUUUCUUUUUAGGUGUAGUCCUAUCAUGAUUUACUUUGUUUCCUUCCAUUCAAAGCAAGAGUUGCUUUCUUGGUUAUAGUAUCAGAAGUUGUGUCAAACUGUUUGUGACCUUGAAGACUAAUGGCAGGUGGUGGCAGAAGAUUAUACAAUGUUAGUUACAUGGAAUAAGUUAGCCUUUUACCAUAACCUAAAUUUGCACUGUUUGCAGAUAUGUGCACAUGUACUCAGCUUUCAGAAUAGUUUUGCAAGUUGUAAAACGAAACGGAAUUAUAACAAAAAUAAAGGGUGGAAGCUUUUUAAUAAAAAAAUAAAAUAAAAAAAAUGCAUUUAUAAAUUAUCCUUUAUCCUGUAUUCGAAUAUAAUACAACCCAUGUAUAGUUGGUUAUUACCAGUGUUGUACAACAAAUACCUUCUAUUUUAGUUGCUAAUAAAGGGCUACACAAAUCGGUUAA
This is a messenger RNA of Rana temporaria (common frog), 1968 nucleotides long. RefSeq names its product mediator of cell motility 1 (gene MEMO1). The coding region runs from base 452 to 1345 and encodes 297 amino acids. Lineage: Eukaryota; Metazoa; Chordata; Amphibia; Anura; Ranidae. The transcript has 9 exons. The record is from RefSeq and is a predicted model, not a curated record.